Humulus lupulus (European hop) is the source of this 1042-nucleotide messenger RNA. RefSeq names its product ubiquitin receptor RAD23c-like. Gene Ontology annotation, molecular function: damaged DNA binding; protein binding; protein N-acetylglucosaminyltransferase activity. The record is from RefSeq and is a predicted model, not a curated record. Gene Ontology annotation, biological process: protein O-linked glycosylation; nucleotide-excision repair; proteasome-mediated ubiquitin-dependent protein catabolic process. The transcript is spliced from 12 exons. Lineage: Eukaryota; Viridiplantae; Streptophyta; Magnoliopsida; Rosales; Cannabaceae.
AUGGUUGGAGUUGUUCAUGAGGAAUUUGGUAUUCUUGAAGGUUUAAUGACAAUUGUUCAUACAACUACAGAUUGGGCGAAAAAAGGUCUAGUUGAAGCAACAAAGAGAAGCUGGUUCUCAAUGAAGCUUAUUAACAUUCAUGUAUUUUCUCAAUAUAUGUACGCUCUUCAGUGUUUCUGGCUUCUACAUGAUUAUGAUACCUGCAUUGCAAAAAAUGAAGAAGCUAUUCAAAUUGAUCCUCACUUUGCUGAGUAUUAUGAAAACAUGGCAAAUGCUUGGAAGGAGAAGGGCAACAUUGAUGUUGCAAUCCGCUACUAUUUAAUUGCUAUCAAGGUUGAUGCACACAUUAAUCUUGGGAAUUUGAUGAAAGCUCAAGGAUUAGUUCAAGAGGGAAUUCCUGAACAGGCAGAUGUUCCACCAGUUGCCCAAGUUCCUGCUCAAGCAGCAGCAAACUCCCCAGCAAUCAUUCCUCCAGUGCAAGCAUCACAACCUGCUACUGCACCUGAUGUUGUCCCUAAUGCAAAUCCACUGGAUCUCUUCUCACAGGGCCUACCAAAUGUGGGUGCAAAUGCUAGUGUUGGCAAUUUGGAUUUUCUUCGAAACAGUCAACAGUUCUAAGCAUUGUGAGCUAUGGUGCAAGGAAACCCUCAAAUUCAACAGCCUAUGCUUCAAGAGCUAGGGAAACAAAAUCCACAUCUUGUGCAUCUCAUACAAGAGCCUCAAGCUAACUUUUUGCACUUGAUAAAUGAACCUGUCGAGGGAGGAGAAGGCAAGAACGUUCUGAGCCUGAUGGCUUCAGCCAUGCCACAGGCUAUGACUGUAACUCCUGAGGAGCGGGCAGCCAUUGAAUGUGUAUGUUUCUAAUCUUUGUUUAACCUCUGUGUAGUCCCUCUCUUGUUUGUGCUUUUAUCCAAGAGCCAAGAUGGCUACUCAAGAACAUUUAUUGCAUUUUUUUUAUUCUUAAACAUAUAAUUUAGACAGUUGAAACCUUUACUGCACUGUUUUAUAGUUAAUUUUAUUAUAAUGUUUCAGUCAAUUCUAU